GUUCUAUUGAACUAUUUCACGUUAUCCUGAAAAGAAGUACAAUGUGACUGCAAGAAUAUUAUGUCCUAACAACUAUUCUUAUCAAUGAGUUUGUAGGCAUCAAUGCCAAGAUGAGACUUGAUGGUUUCAAAUAAAUUGAGCAUUGGGUAGAAAUUUACAACAAAUGUGAUCUUUUUUGUAUCCAAAUGAAAAGAAUAAUUGUAUUUCUGACGUUUCGUGACUAAAUGUAAGCCACUUCUUCAGAGUAAAUACUCUGAAAAACAAUUUUUCUAUAAAUUGGCAUAUACAAAAACUAUAUUUACUACUAAUUAUUUCUAUGCCAAUGGGCAUCCUGUAGAAAUAAUUCAGUGUAAAGUUGAGUUUCAUCACAAAAUUACAUCAGCUGAAGAGCCAUGCCAAAAUGAGCAGUCAACAAAUCAGAAAAUUAAUGGAAAAGCCCACCGAAUGGAAACCAUGUAGAAUAAUAUGAAUCCAUACACGAAAAUUAGAAACUUAGGUCUACAAAAGAUGUAUAGGAUACUACUGAAUGCAUUGACGCCGAAAUUCUCACCAGAAAUAUCAUCCUUACCAUGAAAUGCAUAUUAUUCAGAAUAGAUAGGAUUCCAUUUUUAUGUUAAAUAUCAAACGAUAUAAAUUGAUAUGCUUCUGUAAUACAUGACUAUAACUAACUGGUAUUCUUUUAUAAAGGAGUCAAGUGAAAAGUAAAUGUAUGAAUCUAUGUACGUAAAUUGUGUGAAUAUUUGUUUUCAAUGUUAAAGAAGAAUAAAUAAGUUUAUAAUCACUACACAGCAGUAAAUUUACAUUAUACUUGGCAGAAAGAGUUGCUAAAACAUUAACAAACCAUAAGAAAGAGAAACCUCUGAAUGUCACAAAACAUAGGGAUCUGUAAAGCUGAAGAAUCUAGGAGGAGAAGACUUUAUAUAUAAUCCUCCAAGUCUAACUAACAAAAUAAAAAGCUACCUUAACUGUUCUGGGGGAUAAAGCUAUCUCGAACAACAUGGAGCCACUUACUGAAAAUUGUGAUCUCACACACGUAAACAAUCAGUAAGUUAUAUCCAAUAUCAGUGUGAAUUGAUUACUGGAAAAUCUGUCAACAAUAAUAUUAUUUACUAGGUAUUUAGUUUUCAGCUUGAAGAUAAGCAGUGUCAGACCUGCAGAUUUGACAUUUAUCUGUGUUCAGAUAGGUCUUUUGAAAUUUGAUAUAGUUCGUAAUUCGGACUAAGCAGUUGCGACUUCUUUUGAAAAUGACAAGGACUUUCGAAAUUACAUUCACAAUAUAUGAUGGAAAGCGAAAUAAUUUUCAUACACAAUAUUUUAACCGUUUUCAAAUUUAUUAUAAAUGAUUAUUUAUCAAUUCAUGAUUUUUUCAUUUGAUGGAAAAAACAAACAGAUCAGAUGGAGUACAAUCCAGUAAUGUAACACUAGCUCAAGUGAGGCAUACAAUCGAACGCAUAGCUCCAUCCACUGCUGUCACACUAAAUGUAAGACCAAAAAGUGGGAGACCUAUCACAACGCAACAGCAACAGUACACACUAUCAAUUGAUAUCGAAUCAAGUUUAGAAUGGUUGUUUAGAAUUAAACCAAGUGAUUCACCAUCACAAUCUAUAUCUUUGAAUCAGUUAACCACACGUCUUGAAGGAUGUAAUCUAUUUUUUGGAAACUAGUAUAAAAACUCACAGUUUCCUGUUUUGUUCAUUUUUCUUUUAAUAGACUACAUUUCUAGAGAAAAAAAUGAGUUAUUCAGUAAUUCUAAGUAAAUAUAUGUUGGAAUUUUAUAAUUGUUUUCAUUUGUGCUCUACCAACCGUAAGAUUUUGCUUUGAGUAAUUUUCUGAUGAGAAUAUUUCUGUUUAAGAGGUUAAUAAGAGGAAGGCUACCUGUAAACACUACGGUUAUCGAACCCAUAUCCUCAUCAUAUAAUCAAGUACGUUUAGAAACAAGAGCUACUCCUGGUGAACAAAGUUUAUUGUUGUCACUAGGAACUACAAUUUUUAUAAAUCGUCAUACAACUAUGAUUAUUAAAAGGUGUUGCUGUUAAUCGCACUAAAUUAUUAUCUAUUACUUACUUUAAAGUCAGAAACUACCAAAAGUCAAUACGAGAUUGAUGUCAGAAAAUAUAAUUAUCUCAAAAUGUUCAUAAGUACGUCGAUUUAUUGUCGCUGAUUGGCAAAUUUAACAUCUUUUGAAAUCCAAAGUACUUAAUUUAUGUAACUGCUAAUGCACUGGAUCAUACAUAUCUUAUGAUUAUUAUCUUCCGAAAUUCAUCAAUUGAAGUUACAGAGUCCCCAUACGCAUUGGUACUAUGUGGGUAGCCAUCCUUUUUCUUCAUAUAUGACCUAACUUUCUUCCAAUGACGAAUUGAAAUCUACAGGCCAAUCAUUAUAUUGAUGACCAGUGGUUACUGAAGUCAACGAGGUCCUGGCUGCGAAAAUAAUGAACAGUAUCAUAGAUCACUGUUGAUUACUUGAAGUUCGACAAUGCUAACUACUGAAAUUUCAACUCAAUGGUAAAGUUCUUGUGCUGAUACCAAAAAUUUCUGAUGUCCGUUCGCAAACAAAAUUAAAUUGAAUAAACAACAUAAUAGAAUUUGAAACCAAAAGGAAAUAACCGCAAAUAUUAUGUUUGAGAUAAAGUAACAACGAAAUAGUAAAAUGUAAAUACUCGGUGGGAGUCUUGUUUUAGUUGUUUCAUAAAUAUCGUUCAGUAUUUUCAUCUGCUGCUAGUCUAGUAAUAUAGUCAUUCAUACUUUUUGCCGCAGUACAUUGAUAAACUGUACACGGGAAAUUGCUACAUUUUUUGAACUGCAUAAAAGUACUAAUAACUAGUGAAUAUAUUUUAAUCAAUGACCACACAACAUUGCUAAAUAUUAUUACAAAUUUAUUACCUAUAAAUGAUUCACAAUUGAUUCACUGCUUAUGAAACGUGAAAUAAACUGAAAUAUUUCGGAACAUGUUCUCGAAUUCUGAAUUAUUUAUGAUUACAAUUUAUAUAAAAUACAAUGUAACAGUAUAGAUAAGCAAUUGUUAAAUUCAGUUUAACAAUAUAUAUAUAUAUAUAUAUGA
Schistosoma rodhaini is the source of this 3060-nucleotide messenger RNA. The record is from the annotation of a GenBank genome assembly. Lineage: Eukaryota; Metazoa; Platyhelminthes; Trematoda; Strigeidida; Schistosomatidae.